UGCCAACUUGCUUCAGUUCAUGAUCUAACACCACAAACAAGCGGAAAACUGCUAGUUCCUUUUGAAACGAGUCAAAAAUCAAGCCAUGAAAUGAACUCUCUCUCAGGCCGAGUACUUUGGAUGCAAAUACUACAAGCAAGUAUUGGUUUCUUCUUUGUUUAUUUGUGGRUGWUUACAGAUAGCUCUUCUGUUGRUGGACAGCUCAUUAAGAGGUCUCAAUGGGGUUGGAGUCUAGAGAAUGCUUCCUACCACCAGAUGGAAGCCAAAGAUUAUCCAACCUGCCUAGUAAACUGCAUUACAGACAAGAGRUGCCGAAGCCUUACUUAYGAUUUGCUUGGGAAGAAAUGUAAGCUGAGUGGUGAAACCCGCUGGUCAAAGCCAUUGCAGUACAUAGGUAAUAUAUCAAACAGCAUCUACAUGGAAAUGAUACUGACGGCCGAUAGAAUGCAGCAGAUUACCCCUGGAAUAGCGGUCACCUCUGAACCACUGACCACACCACAGACUACCUCUGAACCACCGACCACCACUGAACCAUCGACCACCACUGAACCACCGACCACCACUGAAUCCCCGACCACCCCUGAGCCACCGACCACCACUAAACCACCGAACACCACUAAACCACCGACCACCCCUGAGCCACCGACCACCACUAAACCACCGAAAACCACUAAACCACCGACCACCACUGAACCACCGACAACAUUUGAUUCAAGCAAAUAUUGUAUAGGCAAAGCUAGUGGAGAUUAUUUACACCCAACUGACUGUAAGCAGUACAUCACAUGUUCAAAUGGCUAUACAUAUGAAAGACCUUGCAGCGGCUCAAUUAAUCCAGUGUGUCCUGCAGGAUGCUAG
Actinia tenebrosa (Australian red waratah sea anemone) is the source of this 855-nucleotide messenger RNA. RefSeq lists its product as uncharacterized. Gene Ontology annotation, cellular component: extracellular region. Lineage: Eukaryota; Metazoa; Cnidaria; Anthozoa; Actiniaria; Actiniidae. Gene Ontology annotation, molecular function: chitin binding. The record is from RefSeq and is a predicted model, not a curated record.